This is a messenger RNA of Xiphophorus couchianus (Monterrey platyfish), 963 nucleotides long. RefSeq names its product microfibril-associated glycoprotein 4-like. NCBI's taxonomy places the organism in Eukaryota, Metazoa, Chordata, Actinopteri, Cyprinodontiformes, Poeciliidae. Bases 32 to 751 code for a protein of 239 amino acids. The record is from RefSeq and is a predicted model, not a curated record. The transcript has 8 exons. Gene Ontology annotation, biological process: elastic fiber assembly.
UGAAUCAAUUUUAUCCAGUUCAACAGUAAGGAUGAAGCUGUCAUCACUUCUCUUCCUCUUGGCUCCACUGCUGAUCAGCUGUGCAGUGAUCAAACUGCCAGCUGACUGUAAUGACGUCUACAAUGAGGACAAGACACGACCCAGUGAAGUGUACACCAUCUAUCCAAGUGGAACUACAUCUGCUAUUCAGGCUUACUGCGACAUGGUCUCAGAGGGAGGACGCUGGACGGUUUUCCAGAGGAGGAUGGAUGGCUCUGUAAACUUCUACAGAAACUGGGCCGAGUACAAGAGAGGCUUUGGAAACGCUGCUGGAGAGUACUGGCUGGGUCUUGAUAACAUCCAUGAAUUGACACGGAUUCAAAACUAUGAACUGAUGGUCGACAUGGAGGACUUUGAAGGAAACAAAAAGUUUGCCCUUUACUCUUCAUUUAAAGUCGAUGCUGAGUGUGACGGUUACCUCCUGCAUGUGAGUGGUUUCAACAACAAAGGGGGUGCUGGAGACAGUCUUGCCUAUCACAACGAACAGAAAUUUAGCACCUUUGACAAAGACCAGGACCAGUCGAGCGACAACUGUGCCAAAAAGUUUUUGGGUGCUUUCUGGUACAAUACUUGUCACUCUGCAAACCCUAACGGGGUUUAUCGCCGAGGUGCUGAUGGCACUCUCCAUGCUAUUGGAGUGGAAUGGUAUUACUUUAAGGGAAAUAAUUACUCCCUGAAGAGCUUCAGCAUGAAAAUUCGUCCUGCCAAGUAAAUCUGCAGGUCAAACAUCCAGCAAAAAAUAAUGAGUUGCUUUUUAUUGUAAUCAAUGUUAUUCUUUGAUUUAAGUCAUGAAUCAAAAGUUGACAUGAUUACUUCUAGCUUUAAAAUAAUCCAGUUGAUUGUGCUUUAAAAUCUUUGGUGAGGGUUUGUUAUCUAUAAUCAAUUUCUCUCCUGCUCUCUGAUAAUAAAUAAGAAGCAAACGGC